Messenger RNA from Puma concolor (puma), 1578 nucleotides. The record is from RefSeq and is a predicted model, not a curated record. NCBI's taxonomy places the organism in Eukaryota, Metazoa, Chordata, Mammalia, Carnivora, Felidae.
AUGGCAGGAAGUAGCAUCAACUCUGCACAGGCAAACCUAGUCCCUAGUCCUUGCUUCAUUGGUUUCCUGGCAUUCAGAGUUCUGGUCGAAAGGAUUGUGGACAAGAGGAAGAACAAGAAGGGAAAAUGGGAGUAUCUCAUCCGGUGGAAAGGCUACGGCAGCACGGAGGACACGUGGGAGCCAGAGCACCAUCUGUUGCACUGUGAGGAGUUUAUCGACGAAUUCAACGGGCUGCACGUGUCCAAGGACAAAAGGAUCAAGUCAGGGAAGCAGGCCAGCACCUCCAAGCUCCUGCGUGACGGCCGAGGCCCGUCGGUUGAGAAACUCUCCCACAGACCUUCAGAGUCUGGGAAGAGCAAAGGGACUUCCCAUAAACGGAAGCGGAUCAACCCCGCCCUGUCCAAGCCGAAGAAAGGGUAUUCGGCCAAGCCCCCCGCAGGAGGUGACAGGGCCGCCAAGACGGUGUCUUACAGGACUACCCCCAGUGGUUUGCAAAUAAUGCCGCUGAAAAAGGCUCAGAAUGGGAUGGAGAAUGGGGACGCCGGUUCCGAGAAGGACGAGAGGCACUUUGGAAACGGCUCCCAUCAGCCUGGCUUGGAUGUGAACGACGUCGGAGAGCAAGACCUGGCGGAGUGUGGUGUGAACCACGCGGCACCGGCAGAGAACGGGCUCGGCUCUGCUCUGACCAACGGGGGAUUAAACUUGCACAGCCCCGUGAAGAGGAAGCUGGAAGCAGAGAAGGACUAUGUCUUUGACAAGAGGCUCAGGUACAGCGUCCGCCAGAACGAAAGCAACUGUAGGUUUCGGGACAUUGUCGUGCGGAAGGAAGAGGGGUUCACACACAUCCUGCUGUCCAGCCAGACCUCGGACAACAACGCGCUGACCCCUGAGAUUAUGAAGGAGGUCCGGCGAGCGCUGUGCAACGCGGCCACGGACGACAGCAAACUGCUGCUUCUCAGUGCAGUGGGCAGCGUAUUCUGCAGCGGCCUAGAUUACUCCUACCUAAUUGGCCGGUUGUCCAGUGACAGGAGAAAGGAGAGUACCCGGAUUGCAGAAGCCAUCAGGGACUUUGUGAAGGCCUUUAUCCAGUUUAAGAAGCCUAUCGUGGUCGCCAUCAACGGGCCUGCCCUGGGCCUCGGUGCCUCCAUCCUGCCCCUCUGCGACAUCGUGUGGGCCAGCGAGAAGGCCUGGUUUCAGACCCCGUAUGCCACCAUCCGCCUCACGCCCGCCGGCUGCUCCUCAUACACCUUCCCUCAGAUCCUGGGCGUCGCACUGGCCAAUGAGAUGCUCUUCUGUGGACGGAAGCUCACUGCCCAGGAGGCAUGCAGCAGGGGACUCGUGUCCCAGGUCUUCUGGCCAACCACGUUCAGCCAGGAGGUCAUGUUGCGGGUCAAGGAGAUGGCAUCCUGCAGCGCAGUGGUGUUGGAGGAGUCGAAAUGCCUCGUUCGGAGCUUCCUGAAAUCUGUGCUCGAAGACGUGAACGAGAAAGAAUGCCUCAUGCUCAAGCAGCUCUGGAGUUCUUCCAAGGGCCUGGAUUCCCUGUUCAGCUACCUGCAGGACAAAAUUUACGAAGUCUGA